AUGUCAAAGGCCCACAUGGGUGAAAGACGAGCUUCAGGCCGCUCCAGAUCCAGGAGUGUUGCUUUCACCCAGACAGCAGCUUUGGAAGCAGACACACGUGAUGGCACCACUGAGCUUCCUGGUUAUCUGGCUCCUCUGUCUUCCCAAUUGGCGGACUCUGUGUCCACUGACCAGAGGAAGAGGAAGAGGAGGAGCAGCCAGCAAACGGCUUCCACCUCGUCCAGGAGACCACCAGCCAAACGCUCUCGCAGAGAUGUGUCUGAUGGACUGCCAGUGGCCAUCAAUCUUUCAUUCAGUCCUGGAUAUAAUGGAGAGUUUGUCCUUCAGGACGGUCAGGGUCGUCUGCCGCUGGAGGUGGCAUUGAUGAUCCGCGUCACUUCAGCUCCUGCCUGCCCCAGUGUCCUGCAGCUGCUGGACUGGUUUGACCGUCCCAGACGCUACGUCCUGAUCCUGGAGCGUCCAACUCCUUGCCAAGAUCUGCAGAGCUUCUGUGAGGAGAACGGCUGUCUGGACGAGCGUCUGGCCAAGAAAGUGCUGGUGCAGCUGAUCGCGGCGCUGAAACACUGCGAGAGCCGCUGCGUCCUGCACCGGGAUGUUAAGCCAGAGAACCUGCUGAUCUCCACAGAGUCCCAGGACAUCAAGCUGCUGGACUUUGGCUGUGGAGAUCUGCUGAAGCACUCAGCCUACAAAUACUUUGCUGGUGGGUUUGUGUUACAGAAGGAAACGCUCUGUGGAUGUUUGUGAUGAUUGACUAAGGGUAAUUGUCUGUACUGGACUGUAUUUUUUAAGUGAAUUUUUUUGUUCCUCUUGUGUCUCUCAGGCACUCCUGCAUACGCUCCUCCAGAGUGGUUCCGCAGACAUCGCUAUAAUGCGACGCCAGCUACAGUCUGGUCAGUAGGAGUGACCCUCUACAACAUCCUGUGUGACCGUUUCCCCUUCAGAGGCGCACAAAGGGUCACGUCCAAAAGCAGACUGAUCUUCCCUAGAAAGCUGUCAACAGGUAAAAGAUUCAAACACAUUCAGAGAUGAAGACAAUGUGUGUGAGUGAGCAGAAAUGUGUUGUUAUGUGUUUCUGAAGACGGUGUUGUGUGUAACAGAGUGCCGUCACCUGAUUCGCUGGUGUCUCAGUGCAGCACCAGCAGAUCGGCCCAGUUUAGAUGAUA
This is a messenger RNA of Danio rerio (zebrafish), 1163 nucleotides long. Lineage: Eukaryota; Metazoa; Chordata; Actinopteri; Cypriniformes; Danionidae. The record is from RefSeq and is a predicted model, not a curated record.